AAUUGCUAGCUCACACCAGCAUUACCCCGAGGAAACAAAGAAACCAAAACUAGCAGCUGAAGAUUUUAGGAUUUGGGAGGAACAUGUGGCAGCUAAAGACCAACUCAUGCCUAUGUCUUUGGAACAAGAAGCAACAUUUUCAAAUGACAAGACAGAAAUGGAGAUUCAAAUGGAGGAUAUAUUUGAGGAGGCACUAAUAGAUAUUGACAGUGAUGAUGCAAAGAACCCACUUGCAGUUGUUGACUAUGUGAAUGAUCUGUACCCCAACUACAGAAAAAUGGAGGGUUAUAGCUGUGUUUCACCAAACUAUAUGACACAACAGUUUGAUAUCAAUGAAAGGAUGAGAGCUAUAUUAGUAGACUGGCUCAUUGAGGUACAUCACAAGUUUGAGCUCAGGGAAGAGACGUUAUUCUUGACCGUUAAUUCGAUAGACAGAUUUUUGGAGAAGCAAACAGUUGCAAGAAAGAAGUUGCAGCUUGUUGGGCUGGUUGCUAUGCUAUUAGCAUGCAAAUAUGAAGAGGUCUCUGUCCCAGUAGUGGAUGAUUUGGUGAUUAUUUCGGACAACGCCUAUAGGAGGAAAGAGGUUCUUGAAAUGGAAACAUUAAUGCUCAAUACACUGCAGUUUAAUAUGUCAGUUCCAACUGCGUAUGUUUUUAUGAGAAGAUUUCUCAAGGCUGCUCAAGCUGAUAAAAAGCUUGAGGUCCUGUCCUUUUUCUUAAUCGAGCUUUGCCUCGUGGAAUAUGAAAUGCUUAAGUUUCCACCAUCUUUCAUGGCUGCUGCGGUAGUCUAUACAGCUCAGUGCACGCUUUAUGGUGUCAAGCAAUGGAAUAAAACCUGUGAAUGGCAUACAAGUUACUCAGAAGAUCAACUUCUGGAGUGCUCAAGAUCGAUCGUGAGCUACCACCGAAAGGCAGCAACAGGGAAACUAACAGGAGUACAUAGGAAGUAUAGCACAUCUAAAUAUGGCUACGCAGCAAAAUAUGAGCCAGCACUUUUUCUGGUGCAGAUCCAAUAACAGAAGGGGGCAUUUGUUGAGGUUUUAUUUUAAGAUGUAAUAUUCUUAAAAUGAGGGUGAAUGGGAA
Nicotiana tabacum (common tobacco) is the source of this 1082-nucleotide messenger RNA. Lineage: Eukaryota; Viridiplantae; Streptophyta; Magnoliopsida; Solanales; Solanaceae. The record is from RefSeq and is a predicted model, not a curated record.